AUGUUCGAUCAUUUUGAGAGAAGUAUGUCUAGAAAAUCAGCUUAUAGAGUUAUCAAUAAGCCAGACUAUUUGAGCCAUUUUAAGUAUAAGAAAGACCCAGAAAUAGAGCACACAUUUAUUGCAAUAAAAAAUGGGGAGUAUGACCUUGACAAAGAAGAGGUAUAACUGACAAAGCUAAUGAAGGAUAUUAGAACCAAAACAAGUUAGCAAAUUAAUAGACAACUCAAGUAAAUUGGAGUCUUAAAUUACACUCCAGAGAAAAAAAGAAGAUUUUAAUCGCACUAUUCAGAUUAAGAUAUGAUAGGAGAAUACAAGUGGUUUGAUACUCAUCAUCAAGAAUCUCGAAACAUAAGAACAUUUGUGGUUUAAGAUUAAAAAUACUUGACACAUACAAAUCAUCUAUAGCAACCUUAACAUACUUCUUUUUCGACCGAUUUUAGAGAGAAAACUAAUUAGCCAUUGUCAACAAGAGCUAAAUCAAAAAUGAGUUUUAUGUCAACUUAAAGAAGAGAUAAUAGGCAUGAUGAAAGUAUUGAACAGGUUAUUAAAAGUCCUUUCUAGAAUUAAUUAAUAAGAGAUAUUUGGGAUAAGUCAAUUGCAGAGGAGUUGUCCACUAAUGCAACAACUCAUAAUGUAAAUCAAGGCAUAAGAUAUUUGAGAUAAGAAUAAGAAAAGCUGAGAGAAAACCUAGAGGUAAUCAAAUUAGUUCAAGAAGGCGAUAAUGGAAUAUCCUUAAUGGAGGCAUCAGAGUAAAACUAGUUCCUAAAGGAUUCAAAUUAGAGAAACUUCUUAGAUAAGCAGGUGAUUGAUUAAAUGAAGGAAGAAAAUUUUAAGAACAGUGUAUUCAUAAGAUAUCUAAAAGGGACAACUGGCGGAAACAAUAGAUUGAAUUUGGUAUGGAAGCCUAAUAAGUUUACAUUCACCAAAAUAGGUCCUAAGAUAGAUGAAACACUCUAUCAGCAAGAAAAAUGA
Stylonychia lemnae is the source of this 972-nucleotide messenger RNA. NCBI's taxonomy places the organism in Eukaryota, Ciliophora, Spirotrichea, Sporadotrichida, Oxytrichidae. The record is from the annotation of a GenBank genome assembly.